ACUGCCGCAGGCUUUGCCCAGGCUCCCCUGCACCUGCGGGAAGGCUUCUCCUUGGCCGAGCUCCUCUGACAAGAAGUCCAUCCUGACCAUCCUCAAGGUCCUCGGAGAUCUGCUUUCUGUUGGCACAGACCGGAGAAUUCACUACAUGAUCAGCAAGGGUGGCAGUGAGGCUCUUCUGCAGACCCUGGUAGACACAGCGAGGACAGCUUCUCCAGACUAUGACAUCCUCCUGCCUCUCUUCCGGCUGCUGGCCAAAGUUGGCCUAAGAGAUAAAAAGAUUGGACGGAAGGCCCUGGAAUUGGAAGCACUUGAUGUGACAUUGAUUCUGGCCAGGAAGAACUUAUCCCAUGGCCAGAACCUCCUUCACUGUCUCUGGGCUCUGCGUGUGUUUGCCUCCAGUGUCUCCAUGGGAGCCAUGCUGGGAAUUAACGGAGCCAUGGAACUGCUUUUCAAGGUUAUUACUCCUUAUACCCAAAAGCGCACCCAAGCAAUCAGGGCAGCCACUGAAGUUUUGGCAGUGUUGCUGAAAUCCAAGUCGAACGGCCGCAGGGCAGUGAACCGAGGCUACGUCACCAGCUUGCUCUGGCUGCACCAGGACUGGCACAGCUGUGACACAGCCAACACCUACGUGCAGAUCCGACGGGGCUUGCUGCUCUGCCUCAGGCACAUUGCUGCCCUCCGGUCCGGCAGGGAGGCCUUCCUGGCAGCACAGGGCAUGGAGAUCCUCUUCAGCACCACACAGAACUGCCUGGAUGACAAGAGCAUGGAGCCCGUCGUCUCUGUGGUGCUUCAGAUCCUGAGGCAGUGCUACCCUAAGAGUCCACUUCCCUUAGUCACAGCCAGCAGUGCCUAUGCCUUCCUGGUCCCUGGGCGCAUCGCCACUGAACUUCCAUGUGAUCUACCUGAAGAGGAUUUUGAAGAUGACGAUGAUGACGAGGUGGACAAAGACUCUGAUACUGAAGAUGGGAAAGUGGAAGAUGAUGACUUGGAAACAGAUGUGAACAAGCUAACUUCCAAACCUGGUCUUGACCGACCUGAAGAGGAACUGAUGCAAUAUGAGGCGAUGUGUCUUGAGCUCUCCUAUAGCUUUGAGGAACUGGAGUCCAAACCUGGAGGUGAUUUGAACUCUGAGAAGACUCAGUAUGCGAAUCACCACCACAUUCCGACUGCUGCCUCCUCAAAGCAGCACUGCUACAACAAGGACCAAAGCUCCUGUGGACAAGAAAGGGAAGACUCUGUCCGGAGUUCCCUUCUGUGCAUGGUGAAGACACAAAGGUCCACUGUGCAUCUAGGCUCCAAAAGAAUGCCUGGAGUGAACCCGUACCAAAAUGUGCAAUCCAAUAGUCUCGGGAGAGAUUCUUCUGGAAGUGAAAUCCCUGACAUUCAGGCUUCCCUGAAAGCAGAUGCCUGGGACAUAGAUGCAAUUUUCUGCCCAAGGAUGAGUGCCUCCUUUUCUAAUUCCACUAGGACUGGAGAGGCUGUUGAAGUAAUAGAUAAGCUUCUGCAGACACAUCUGAAGUGUGUCCCUUUCCACGAUCCCUAUCUUUAUAUGGCCAAAGCCAGAAGAACCAGCUCUGUGGUGGACUUCAAGAUGGUGGCAUUUCCUGAUGUCUGGGGACACUGUCCCCCUUCCACCACUCAGCCUAUGUUGGAACGCAAGUGUGGAGUCCAAAGGAUCAGGAUAUUUGAGGAUAUUCGAAGGCUCAUCCAGCCAAGUGAUGUUAUAAAUAAAGUUGUCUUCAGUUUAGAUGAGCCUUGGCCUUUGCAAGACAAUGCUUCCAAUUGUUUACAGUUCUUCUCUAAAUUUGAGUCAGGAAAUCUUCGCAAAGCCAUCCAAGUGCGUGAGUUUGAGUAUGACUUGCUGGUCAACGUGGAUAUAAACAGCACCCAGCACCAGCAGUGGUUCUAUUUCAAAGUGAGCGGUAUGCAGGCGGCCGUCCCUUACCACUUCAACAUCAUCAACUGCGAGAAGCCCAACAGCCAGUUUAAUUAUGGGAUGCAGCCCACCCUGUAUUCCGUGAAGGAGGCCCUUCUUGGCAGACCCACCUGGAUACGGACAGGCUAUGAAAUAUGUUACUACAAAAAUCAUUAUCGCCAGAGUACAGCUGCUGCAGGCGGAGCAUCUGGGAAGUGCUACUAUACCCUCACCUUUGCUGUCACCUUCCCACACAAUGAGGAUGUCUGCUACCUGGCCUACCACUAUCCCUACACCUACACAGCCCUCAUGACUCAUCUUGACAUCCUGGAAAAGAGUGUCAACCUCAAAGAGGUCUACUUCCGGCAAGAUGUUCUCUGCCAGACUCUUGGAGGGAAUCCGUGUCCCUUGGUGACCAUCACGGCCAUGCCUGAGUCCAACAGUGAUGAGCAUCUAGAGCAGUUCCGACAUCGUCCAUAUCAGGUGAUCACCGCUCGAGUUCAUCCAGGAGAGAGCAAUGCCAGUUGGGUGAUGAAGGGUACCUUGGAGUUCCUGGUCAGCAGUGACCCUGUGGCUAGGCUCUUGAGGGAAAACUUCAUCUUCAAGAUCAUACCCAUGCUCAACCCAGACGGUGUCAUCAAUGGCAACCACAGAUGCUCACUGAGCGGGGAAGAUUUGAACAGACAAUGGCUUUCUCCCAGUGCUCAUCUGCAGCCAACCAUUUACCAUGCAAAAGGCCUCCUCUACCACCUGAGCAGCAUUGGCCGAAGUCCUGUGGUUUUCUGUGACUUCCAUGGCCACUCCCAAAAGAAGAAUGUGUUCCUUUAUGGCUGUAGCAUCAAGGAAACCUUGUGGCAAGCAGCAUGCACUGUAGGCACAUCUACUAUCCUAGAGGAUGUCAACUACAGGACUCUUCCCAAAAUCCUUGAUAAACUAGCACCAGCAUUCACAAUGAGCAGCUGCAGCUUCCUUGUGGAGAAAUCUCGAGCCUCCACGGCCCGGGUGGUGGUGUGGAGAGAGAUGGGGGUGUCCAGAAGCUACACCAUGGAAAGCAGCUACUGUGGUUGCAACCAGGGCCCCUAUCAGUGUACAUACAGGCUGUUGGAGAGGACAAAGAAUGUAAGGGCUCGCUCAAUGGAUGGCCUUCAGGGUCUACAGUUUGGUACCAGAGAACUGGAGGAGAUGGGAGCCAUGUUCUGCUUGGGCCUCCUCAUCCUGGAGCUCAAAUCUGCCAGCUGCAGCCAUCAGUUCCUGGCUCGAGCUGCAACUUUGCUGAGUGCUGAGGAGGAGGCUCUGGACCAGCACCUCCAGCGGUAAGAUGCUCCCAAGGGCUCAGAGAAAUUUGGACCUUGGUAGUUCCAUUGCUGAAUAUCUCAGUAAUGAAAGUCGAGUGGACCUAGGGGUCUUUACACAGACAAAAUACGGGAGAACUGCCAGGUAAAGGUAGGUGCAGUUAGGCCCUAUUGGAUGACCUAAACCAGGAACAUAUCAUUUCCUACUGAUGAUAAAGAGGAUGCUGCCUGUUCAUACAUAUAUAUGCAAAUCUAAAACUAUAUGUAUUUAUACAUAUUUCUAGGUAACGCAUUUUACUUAUGAUAAAGAAGAUGUGGCUUGGUGACACACAUGGAUAUCUACAUACACUUAUAUUUGCCAGUUCUGUGUUUAUAUGUAUACAGAUAACAUUUUUGAGCCAUUACUCAGAAAACAACAAUGGCAAUCUCAUUGGCAAUAUCUAGGCACUUGGAGACAAGAAAUGUUUUACUCUCUUCCCAUUCUCAAACACCAUAGUUCCUUUUUGGAAGAUGAAGGGAACCACUUGAAGAUGAUUAACGCAUUGGCUCAGAGAACCCGACUCCCAGCCACAGCAGGGAAAGGCUGGAUCUCUGAGAAUCGUGGGGAUUGUUAAUGAGCCAAGGGAAGGAGAACCGUUAUCCAAAUGAGCCCUUUUGAUGCUCUUUCCUGUUGAGAAAUAUUUUAGACUUGACCAAAACAAAUUCAGGGGGCAAGAGGGGAAGAAAUAAUGGGCAUAUGAGAGGAGAGAGGAUGGAGGGGAGUCCAAGAAGCCAAAGGCAGCUAAGUCAUUGCCCACACUUUGAGUGUCAGAAUGGAUGGGAAAAUUGAGCUGUUGGGAAAGUGUUUCCUGGUAAAUGAGGAGGCAUCUGGUCAUGCACUUCACAUCCAAAGGCAGAGAGAAAGCCAUUCAUUCUGGGACCAUCUUAUUUCUAGCUCAUUUUCAUGAAUUUUCCUCCUGUUCCUGUUGGGCGGCUGUUGCAGUGUGACUUCUUACCCAAUGGCCAGUGAAGCCUAGAAAGAUGUAGCAGUAUGUCUUAAUACUGCUUUGGAAGGCUCUGGUUUUCUGAGACUUGACAUCUAAAUGCAGUAAUUAACUUGCUCACCACACUGGGCUAUAGACCAUAGACUACAGAAACUUAAAUUUAAGUGCAGGGCUCUUUCCUCCAUAGAGCUGCUGCUGCUGAUUUCUUUUGACAUCACAACCACUUCCGCCUGCCCUGGCCCCUUCAACACCCCUCAGUGUCUGAAGGCUUCGUGCGUUUGGUAUCAUUGUGGUGUUUUCAGACUCUCCCUCUGACAGCAAGCACUUCCACCUGCCAGCAUAUAUAUUUCAACUUGUCUUUUCAUCUUUUCCUUUACUAAGCUAUCUUGGGUGUAGGCAUGCCUGGAUUUUUUUUCCUUCUUUCCCUUUUUCCCCCUGUCUCCUCUGCUGCUCAUUCAGGGAAGAUUGAGCAGAACUGGCAUUGCUUGCUUUCGUCAAAUUGAUUGUGCCCAUCUGUUUGAUCCAAUGCAGUGAGGAUUAGUUGCCUGCAAACUGGAACAAAAAGAAAUCUAUCAAAGAAAUGCCUUUUCUAAUUCAAGUCUAAAGAAUUUGAUGUCAGGCUUCAAAUACAAUGGCUGCUAUAUAGGUUAUUAUAAGGAGAUAGUAUUAUUUGCCCCUACCUUUCCACACCAUUUCACACAACUGUUAGUUUUUCAAUUGCAUCCUGACCAAGGGGAUUGAAGCUAGAGGUCCUUCCAUGACCUCUGACCUUUCCUAGGCUGGUGCAGCUCCUUAAGGGCAGGAUACCUGAACACAGGAUGUGAUUAAUAUGUCUACUUUGAAUAGAUUUGAAUUAAGUUUGGCAAACAUGGAGUUUGGUGGAGAUCAGCAGGAGGGAAACUAUCUAUUUCACCCAGACAUUUGUAUGGUAAUAUAUUUUCCUAUUCGUUACGAAGCAGUUGACCACACAGAUUGUGAUUCUUGCCAAAAGGACCUGAAAACUACAUGGUUGUGAGGGAGAUCACCCUGAGCACUUCUUGACCCCAAAAAUAUUCCAGCCAAUAAGCUUAUGGUCACAAAAAGAUGACAGAGAGAACAUUUAUAAAAUCUGCUGGUUUCAAACCAUCAAUAGGUUUUUUGAGAACCAUUUGAUUAGUUUCUGAAGAAUAAAGUUAAAUCCUGAGAUGUAAUAAUCAGCAGAGUGAAUCCUAGAACUUUUGUUGGUAUCAGGAUUAUUAUUGUAAUACAAAGAGUGUAACCAAUGUUUGUCAACACAAAUCUGUGUAUGUUUUAAAGAGGAGACCUCUACCACCCUCCUCCCCUCCUGCCUCUUCGUUGGAUAUAACAGGGUUUCCAGCAUCCCACAAGAAGAUUUGUGUUGUUGUUGCACGGAAGGAAUUAUGAAUAACAAGGUGGGUGAGGGGGCUCUUCUCCAAAGAUCUGCCCUGAAGAAAUACAAGAAUGGCUGUGUGCCAUGGCUCAUACCUGUAAUUCCAGCACUUUGGGAGGCCUAGGCGGGAGGAUCACGAGGUCAGGAG
Chlorocebus sabaeus (green monkey) is the source of this 5728-nucleotide messenger RNA. It is a transcript of the gene AGBL1, whose product is annotated as AGBL carboxypeptidase 1. The record is from RefSeq and is a predicted model, not a curated record. Gene Ontology annotation, biological process: C-terminal protein deglutamylation; protein side chain deglutamylation. NCBI's taxonomy places the organism in Eukaryota, Metazoa, Chordata, Mammalia, Primates, Cercopithecidae.